AUGGCAGAUAGUUCUAGUGAGGAUAAUGCUGAAUAUGGCCCAUCACCAGUCAAAAAAGGAAAAAGUGGAAAAAUUAUAAGUGAGAAUUUAAGAAUCCGUGUUAUAAAUAUGUACAAAUGUAUUAUACAAGACGAACCUGCCAUAUCCAUGAGAAAAAUUCGAGACCAAAUAUCUGAAGUAUUUUUACGUAGGCAUGUUCACAGCAUAUGGUUUCGACGUGAAAUUCCUACGGUUGAUAAAAUCUACCAAGCCGUAUCCGCCGACGACAGUUUGCCACCGAUAUCACGUACAAAUUUAUUUCACCUUUUGAAAGACUUAGAUUUCCGGUAUAGUAAAAGAAGUAGAAAUAGUGCUAUGACCGAAAAAAUUGAGAUUGUCGUGUGGCGAAGAAUGUAUUUGGACAACAUCAAAAAAUACCGGGAAGAGGGUCGACAUAUUUAUUUCCUCGACGAAACAUGGGUAAAUGCUAGCGACUGUACUUCGAAAACGUGGGUCGACGGAACAAUUAAAUCUCACCGGGACGCAUUCCUAAAAGGUUUAUCGACAGGUGCUGUCAAUCCUUCGGGCAAAGGGAAACGGCUCAUUGUACUCGACAUCGGCUCAGAAGACGGUUUUCUACCCGGGGGUUUGCUAUGUUUCGAAUCUAAAAAAAAUACACGUGACUACCAUGAUGAAAUGAAUGGGGACACAUUUCGUGAGUGGAUGGAGGGCAUUCUACCUCACCUAAAACCAAACUCCGUUAUUGUCAUGGACAACGCUUCCUACCAUUCAGUUAAACUCGACAAAGCCCCAACAUCAAAUACAAAAAAGGCAGAUAUAAUAAAGUGGUUAGAGGAUAAGGGAGAAGUCGUAGACCGGUCGCAUAUUACCAAAGUGUACAUGGUCUCGGCACUAG
This is a messenger RNA of Acyrthosiphon pisum (pea aphid), 895 nucleotides long. RefSeq lists its product as uncharacterized. The annotation marks the transcript as partial. The transcript has 3 exons. The record is from RefSeq and is a predicted model, not a curated record. Gene Ontology annotation, molecular function: nucleic acid binding. Lineage: Eukaryota; Metazoa; Arthropoda; Insecta; Hemiptera; Aphididae.